UGCGCUCAGCGUCUACUCCUCUUCCUUCACUCCUAUCGUCAUCUAUCUCGAAUCCGUAAUAUGUACGGUCGUUCAAACCCAUCAAUGAACCGUGGUGCAUCCUACGGCGGGUAUGGUGGCGGGUAUGGCCAACCCGCUCAACAGCAUUCUUACAGAGGUCCUCCCCCUGGCGCAGACCCUCAGCUUUGGAAUUGGUUCUCUUCGGUUGAUACAGAUGGUUCGGGUUCAAUCAGUGCAACGGAACUCCAAGCCGCGUUGGUGAAUGGCGAUUGGUCCCACUUUGAUCUUGAUACUGUCAAGAUGUUGAUGGGCAUUUUUGACACGGACCGUAGCGGUACUAUUGGCUUUAAUGAAUUCGCCGGCCUUUGGAAGUAUAUCUCGGACUGGCAAGGUGUAUUCAGGCACUUUGAUGUUGAUCGCUCUGGGUCAAUAGACGGACAUGAAUUGGCAAAUGCCCUCCGUAGCUUUGGGUAUACUCUGAGUCCACAGAUUCUUAUGCUUGUCGAGCAGAAGUAUGCAAAGCCGCCGUCGACAAAUUAUGGCCCGCCUCCUGGUAUUACGUUUGAUCGGUUUGUACGGGCUUGUAUUGUUGUGAAGACAUUGACAGAAUCAUUCCAACGAUUGGAUACCGAUCGCGACGGAUGGAUUCAGAUCAAUUACGAACAAUUCAUGAACAUCGUCCUUUCUGCUCCGUAAACUAUUAAUAAAUUCUCAACAUAGCCAAUCCAUGUAUUUCUUGACGAAUUGUUCAUGCGCCUCCUGGUCUCAUAUGUAUUGAAAUGAUGUAUUCUAUACUCUGCAAAUGCAGCCUUCAAUAAUG
Molecule: messenger RNA, 820 nt
Organism: Fomitiporia mediterranea MF3/22
Lineage: Eukaryota; Fungi; Basidiomycota; Agaricomycetes; Hymenochaetales; Hymenochaetaceae
Product: EF-hand
Exons: 10
Coding region: 61-696 (211 amino acids)
Molecular function (GO): calcium ion binding
Source: RefSeq, a predicted model, not a curated record